UACGUAUUUGCGUCGGAAGUUACGUCCUGGCGCAUCACGCUCUGUAAUUCCCACUAUGCACCGCGUGAGCAUUUUGGUCCAGUUUAUUUCAGGGAGCUGUUGAGUUUGGUGAGCACCGGAGAAACACUGAAACAAGCGCAAUCCGAGCUCCAUCUUCCGGGUGAUAUACACUUAAAAACAAACAAGCAAUAAAAGCACUGUAUAAAACAUGAGGCUUCAGUUCCUAGCACAUCUCCCGAAAGGACUGUGAGUGUCUACAAGUCACCCACCCGUCUCUACGGAGGAUUCCCCCCUCCCCCGCCCGCCGAUCCGCACCGACCAGGCAAUGACAGCGGCCUCGGCAACCCCGCAGCAGAUGAGAGACCGGCUGCUGCAGGCCAUCGAUAGCCAGAGCAAUCAGAUCCGCAACAUGGUUGCGGUACUGGAAGUGAUUUCCUAUCUGGAGCGAUACCCCAUCACCAAAGAAGCCCUGGAGGAAACUCGACUGGGUAAGCUGAUCAAUGACGUGAGGAAGAAGACGAAGGACGAAGACCUUGCCAAACGUGCCAAGAAACUCCUGCGGAACUGGCAGAAACUUAUCGAGCCGGGCCAGGCAGAGGCUCCGCCCAGAGGGGCGGGGCCGGGAACGCCGGGCUCGGCCAAUGGCGGCGCUCACCCGUGUCGGGCGGACGCCACGCCCCCCAGGCUGUUGCCGGCGGCGAGGCCCGCCCCCGAGCUGAAAGGCCGGAACGACUUCCACAACACGUACUCCCCCAAGGCCGAGAAGGCGUCGGGCCGCAAGCGCAAGGGCGACGCCCACCACAGCCCCGCCCCUCCCGCCGCCAAGAUCGCCAAGGCGACGGCGGCGUACGAGCGGGUGUGCAACUCCACGCCGCCGCCCACCAACGGCGUCGGGGGCAGCCCCGAGUCCCUCCUCGCCCUGGGUGAGGCCGACGCCCAGCGGGCGGACCCUCAGGAGAGCGAGAAGCACAGCAGGAUCCCCGUGAACGCGGUGCGACCGUGUCCCAGCUCCCCCCCGCUGCCGGCCCGACCCCCCAGCGCCCCCCCGCUGCCGGCCCGACCCACCUGCUCCCCCGCGCUGCCCACCCAGCCCCCCAGCGCCCCCCUGCUGCCGGCCCGGCCCCCCAGCGCCUCCGCGCUGCUCAGAGCCGCUGUCAUGCAGCAGCACGCCAAGCCCUGCAGCCCCCGCCCGCCCCCCUGCCCCGCCCCCUCGCCCCUGUCACCGCCUCUAGCGUCCCCGCUCCCCGACUCCUCUCUGCACCGGUGGGCGGAGCCUCACCCCCCACAGACUCCGCCCCUGGCUCCGCCCCUGCAGGGGGGCUCCCCGACCCCGCCCCGGCCGGCCCCGGAGUGGGGCGGGGCGGCAGAGGCGGGGGGGCAGGUCGGCAGGGCGGAGAGCGACGGGGGCGGGGCCUCGGGCUCGGAGAGGGGCGGGAAGAGGCGCAAGAAGAAGUACCGGCCGCGGGACUACACGGUGAACCUGGGGGGCCAGGCGGCGGAGGAGCGGGCCAAGCCCGUGCGCUUGAAAGAGCGGCGGCUGACCUUCGACCCCACCACGGGGCAGAUCAAGUCGCUCACGCACAAGGAGCCCUGCCCCGGGGAGGAGCCCCUGGGCUCGGCCCCGCCCGAAUCCCUGCGGACAGCACCCCCGGCGCAGCCCCCGCACCCCCCCGCUGCCGGUCCCCCCCUCCCCAACCCCCUCCAGCAGACCAACUGGAAGGAACUUUCCAGAAACGAGAUUAUCCAGUUCUACCUGAACCUGCAGAGCAACGUGCUGACAUCGUCGGGGGCCCAGACGCCCGGGGCCCACUUCUUCAUGACCGAGUACCUGCAGCGGGAGGAGCGCCAUGGCAGGGAGGCCCGCAAGACGCACGUGCUGGUGCCCACCGCGCCGGACGCGGGCGUGCCCGGGGUCACCCGCGAGGUCACCCCCGACGACGUGCGCAGGGUCGGCGCCCAGCACUGGCCCGGGGUCAACGGUUGCCAUGACACCAAGGACAACUGGUACGACUGGACGCAGUGCAUAUCCUUAGACCCCCACGGGGACGAGAGCCAGCUGCACAUCCUGCCGUACGUAUGCCUAGACUGACCCCGCCCCCUCGGCCGGCCGUUUUCUCUCUUGUGCAAAAAGGAAACAAAAGGGGGAGGAGCUAUCGGGGAGAGGAGGGGGUGGGCGGUGGCUUACGCUCACCCCACCCCCGCCGUUCAAGCCAAUGAGGGGGACGGUGGUCCCUCUCCUCCCCUAUAGCGGGUGACCUUUUCCCGCGCGCCCACCAGGGGGCAGCGCAGGAAACGCUGGGCAGCCCGUCUGAAGGGGGCUACUCCCAACCAGGAAGUGCCAACAAGGGCUUAAGACCGGGGUCGACGGGAGGGCAGCGGCAACCCGCACGACCGCAGUCAUGGCAACGUCUGUCUGCGUAAGGGGUCAAAGGUUAAAGGACAGGGUAAGGGUUCGAGUGUGUCCGACUCGGGAAGCUGUGGAUCCUGUGUGGAAGUUACGUGCAGCUUCGCACGGCAGACAAAAACACGAGCGAACGAAAGAAUAAACGAAAGUUCCUUCUCAUGUAUGCAGCAUCUUAUUUAUUUGACCUUUAUUUUCCAUUACCCCUCUUUGUUUUGGAAAUUGACAAAAAAAAUUGAUAUGUGCAAAAAAAACAAAACAAAAAAAAAGCUGUAGAGCUGUUGUGUUUGCAUCACUCUUUCUGUUUGGCCUGUUCUGCGAGGAAGAAAAAAGACGACAGGAAAGGCCUCCAGGGUUUGCACGUUUUUUCUCACAAUAAACGGGUUGGCUAGUGUGGUAGCAACCAACAUUCCAUUACCCUCAUCCCCCCCACCCUACCUCACCCUACCCCACCACCCCUGACCUUUCCACCCCUCAUGUGAUGUCAUCCUCAUGCAUCACCACGCCCAGUCCUUUUUGCUCUGCAGAAAAGAUAUAUUUUUAAAAUGUGUUCUCAAUGCAAAAACGAGAAAAAAAAGGAAAAACUAAAAGAUGUAUUUUUUUAAAAAUCUGCUUUUUUCUCAUUUUUUUUGAUCUGAUUAAAAGUAUGAGAAAUAUUCUUUUGAUUUACAGUUUUCCCCCCCCCCCCCCCCCAGGAAGUGCAGGAAAACGCUAGUGAAAGGGUUUUGAAAAGGUAGCUGAACGGAGGGUGUUACUACAUUGCAACUUUUGUACUGUGAGGAAACGACAUUAAAAGCGAUACGUUUGUAUGCUGGAACUAUACUUGUUACCAUUCCUUUAGAUAUUGUUUGCCUUACGGGAAUCCAUCACAACAGUUUUUUGCAAAAAUUAACGAGCCUUAGUGAAUGUACAGGUAUUGGGCUUCUGCGUACGGUCAGACGUGGGAGGGAACAACUUUGCUAAUUGGUCCUUUUACAUGGACACGUGAUAUAAAUGUGUAAAUAAAAAAUGAAAGAAA
Molecule: messenger RNA, 3419 nt
Organism: Anguilla rostrata (American eel)
Lineage: Eukaryota; Metazoa; Chordata; Actinopteri; Anguilliformes; Anguillidae
Product: mediator of RNA polymerase II transcription subunit 26-like
Exons: 3
Coding region: 326-2089 (587 amino acids)
Biological process (GO): regulation of transcription by RNA polymerase II; positive regulation of gene expression
Cellular component (GO): core mediator complex; nucleus; mediator complex
Molecular function (GO): transcription coregulator activity
Source: RefSeq, a predicted model, not a curated record